AAAAAAAAGAUAAUAGUUGACAGUUUUACAAAGCCUGGAGACAGAGAGGUUAUCCCGAAAACUUGCUGUACAUAUUACAGGACUUAGAACAGUGUCAGCCCAAUUCUAGGGGGAUCAUUAAGAGGACCUUUCCCUUUACGUUUUGACAACGUCUCAAGUUGGUGGUCUCAUCGAGAGAUGAUACUUUACCCGGUCAAUUCCUUGGUUCUUCACGGCUUUCCCAUAUUUCAGUCACAUGUUUUGCUGUCUGCAAAGUUUAUCUGGAGUUUUGUUUUGUGAUAUGUCUGUAGUUAUUCAGAGAAGCUGGGAAGACCAUGUAACACAAUGGACAGGGCUUUCUUCUACUAGUUUUGGCUGUGAUACUCUAUGCUGCAAUGGAUUUAAAGAGCACAAUUUAAUGUCAGCUAUGGAAGAACUUGGAAAUUCCACAGAAGAGCAAGAGGAGAAGCUUUUUUUAUCAGACAAUAUAGAUUCACUGGACUGUGGUGGCCUCCUUGGACCCCAGGUAUCCAAAGAACUUGAUGAAAAUGAUAACCUAGAUAUGGAAGAUCAAUGUGCAUCUUCUAAAAUCAACGAAGAAGCUACGUCUUGCUUCUCAAAUAAUGAUGGAGAACAUAACCUAAAGAAUGACAUAUGUCUUCCUUGUCACAAAGAAAGAAACCCACUGGACAGGACCUUAUCAGAGAACAACACUACUGAGGAUUAUGACAAAGAGUGUAAACUUAAUGAUAUGAUUGCUAGUGCGGAAGAGGACAUGCUUGCAGAAGAGAAAAAUAUGGAUGAAAGCAAAAUCAAUGAUUUGGAUGUUUUAAAAGAAAGGUCUAUAAAAGUUUCAGCAAAAGAAAUAAUAGGCGAUGAUAGAGAUUUGGAGGAAAUUGAUUUGCCGGGUAGAGAACAGAUGUUACGUUCUGCUAGAGUUGCACAACAGCGAAGAAAAUCUGAUGUUUCAAUUGAUGGUAAAGGACAAAACAUCUGCAAUGAAGAGUCAGAUGACCCAUCUGACAGUCCAUUUACUUGUGUUUCUUCUCAGCUGGAAACAAAAACGGGGUCUGAAAUUUGCAGUGGGUCUCAUUCUCUUUGCCAAGAAGGGGAUAAUGUUCAGCUUUAUGAUAAUACUACAGGUGAUGGGUUACAUGUUUUAAAAGAAGACUUUCAAGGAGCAAGUUCAAAAGAUAAUGUCCACUGUUUACAACGUAAAGAUAAUAUUUCUGCUUAUGAGGAUAUUUAUGGCCAAGUUAGGCUACGCAGAAAAAAGAAAUUUAGACAAGGUCAGUCAAGACUGGACUCUAUGGUGCUUCUAAUAAUGAAACUAGAUCAGCUGGACAGAGAUAUAGAUAAUGCUCUCUGCUCUUCAUCCUCUCCAUCUCCAUCUUGCAAACAAAUAUUCAAUCAACAACAUCUCCAAGCUGCACAAGCAGUUUUUUGUGCAGGAGAUGUUUCUCCCUCAUGUCACUCAUCAAGGAAUAUAGCUCAGGCAUACACUGCAGAUUGUACAUCAGCUCAGGUAUAUGGCCAUGGAGCUAAACCAAAGAUUUCGGCUCUUCCUGUGAUUUCUGAAAAAGAGAAGGCUGAAAUAGAAGCAAAGGAAGCAUGUGAUUGGCUGCGGGCAGCAGGAUUUCCCCAGUAUGCACAACUUUAUGAAGAUCUUCUAUUUCCCAUCGACAUCUCUGCUGUGAAGAAGGACCAUGAUUUCCUGGAUAGAGAUGCAAUUGAAGCCUUAUGCAGGCGGCUAAACACUCUGAAUAAGUGUGCAGUGAUGAAACUUGAAAUCAGCCCAAACAGAAAAAGGAGUGAAGAUUCAGAUGAAGAUGAGCCUUGUGCAAUCAGUGGUAAAUGGACAUUCCAAAGGGACAGCAAGAGGUGGUCGAGAUUGGAAGAACUUGAUGUGUUUCAGGGACAUAAAGCAUUACUUGGAGAAUCACACCAGCUGGCAAAUGCAGCAAGCCAAGACAGCAUUCUAACAGAUUUAAGUGAACACCAAGAAGUUUCUUCCAUUCACAGUACCAGCAGUGACAGCCAAAGAGCACAUGUUCCCAGUGAGGCCAGCAACACAAGAACAAACUCCGUUGUCAGUGUAUCUUCAUCUGGAAACCUUUUUGCCAAUGAUGACUCAUUUGGUAGCCUUCCAUCACCGAAAGAACUUUCCAGUUUUAAUUUCAACAUCAAAGCAAAUGAAAAGAACUCAAGGUCUAGAACAAAGAGCCUUCUAAAGAGAAUGGAAAGUCUUAAAAUCAAAACGUCUCACAGCAAAAAGAAAUCUCAGGCUAAAACUGGUAUAACAAUAAGUGAACCUAUCUUGCAAGAAGGCGCUGACGACGAUAAGCUAAAACAACUCAACUGUGUGGAAAUUUCUUCUCUGAAUGGGAAUCAUAUAAAUGCCCCAAAAAUCCGUAAGAGGAGUAUAUCAAACUCCACACAGACAAGCAGCAGUAGUAGUCAGUCUGAGACCAGCAGUGCAGUCAGCACCCCCAGUCCAGUUACAAGAACACGAAGCUUAAGCGCAUGCCACAAGAGAGUUGGAAUGUACCUAGAAGGCUUUGAUCCAUUCAACCAAUCAACUUUUAGUGAUGUUCUGGAGCAAAACUUUAAGAACCAGAGUUUUGGUGAGGAUGUUUUUUUUAUUCCUGAUGACCACAAACCUGGAACCUUUCCCAAAGCACUUUCUAAUGGAAAUUUGUCUCCUACGGACAGCAGUUCUUUAAGCUGGAGAAAUGGCAGUUUUCAUGGACAUGACUUCACAAGAGAAAACAGCGUUACCAGCGUCAACAGUUGCAAAAGUUCUUUUAGCAGCAGGAGGCGCAAUUCUUGUUGUUCUGAAGGUAAUCGCUUGAGUAUCUAUGACAAUGUCCCAGGCACUUUUUUGUACUCCAGUAACAGUGAUAUGGCUGAUCUGGAAAGUGAGGAUAUUUUCCCAGAGCUGGAUGACAUCUUAUAUCAUGUAAAAGGAAUGCAGAGGAUAGUCAACCAGUGGACAGAGAAAUUUUAUGAUGAGGGGGAUUCAGAUUCUGCUCUAGACUCUGUGUCUCCUUGCCCUUCUUCUCCAAAGCAGAUCCUUUUAGAUAUUGAUAAUGACUGCAGUGUGCUUAGUGAUCUGGACAGCACUGGGAACUCGCUGAAUGAAUGUGAUGAGACAACAGUAAUCCAAGGAAGGAGGGAUUCUGGAGUGGCAUCCUUGACCCGAUCCAACAGGCAUCGAUUUAGAUGGCAUAGCUUCCAAAGUUCACACCGCCCCAGCUUGAGAUCUGCAUCUUUGCAAAUAAACAGCCAGUCGGUGACUCAAAUCAAUUUACUGCAGAAGUUCUCACUUUUGAAGUUAACUUCCCUCCUGGAGAAGUACACCCCUUCAAACAAACAUGGAUUCAGCUGGGCUGUACCAAAGUUUAUGAAACGGGUUAGAGUUCCAGACUAUAAGGACAAGAACGUUUUUGGUGUUCCGCUAACGAUCAAUGUACAAAGGUUUGGCCAGCCAUUGCCACAGUGCAUACAGCAAGGCAUGCGCUACCUGCGUAGUCAGUGCUUGGAUCAGGUGGGUCUGUUCCGAAAAUCAGGAGUCAAGUCUCGGAUCCUGGCACUGCGAGAGAUAAUUGAGAGCAAUGCUGAUGGCUCUUUAUAUGAGGGACAGUCUGCUUAUGAUGUGGCUGACAUGCUGAAGCAGUAUUUCAGGGAUCUACCUGAACCUCUACUCACCAACAAACUCUCUGAAACCUUUCUUCAAAUCUAUCAAUAUGUUCCAAAAGACCAGCGUCUCCAGGCAAUCAAGGCUGCCAUUAUGCUGUUGCCUGAUGAGAACAGGGAGGUUCUGCAGACUCUCUUGUACUUCCUGAGCGAUGUUUCUGCAGCUGUGGAUGAAAACCAGAUGACACCCACCAAUCUGGCUGUAUGUUUGGCUCCUUCUCUGUUCCACCUCAAUACCCUAAAGAGAGAGAACUCCUCUCCUAGGGUCAUGCAGAGGAAACAAAGCUUGGGGAAACCUGAUCAGAAAGACCUGAAUGAAAACCUUGCUGCCACCCAAGGCCUGGCACAUAUGAUUGCAGAGUGCAAGAAACUUUUUCAGAUUCCUGAAGAAAUGAGCAAGUGUCGUAAUUCAUACAUGGAACAGGACCUCAGGCCAGUGUGCCUGGAUGAGCUGGUCAAUGGGAAUAACGAGGGGCUCUGUGACUAUAAGGCUUUCCUUCAGGAGGGCAUUGAUAGUUUGCUGAAAGAAGCCAAGGACAAGUUCAAAGGCUGGGUCAGCUGCUCCACAUCAGAACAGGCUGACCUUGCCUACAAAAAAUUCCCUGAUGGCCCUCCCCUUCGGCUGUGGAAAAGUACGAUCGAGAUUGCAGCUCAGCCGGAGGAUGUCCUUCAGCGCCUACUGAGGGAGCAGCAUCUAUGGGACGAGGAUCUGUUGGACUCAAAAGUUGUAGAGACCUUAGAUGAGCACACCGACAUUUAUCAAUAUGUACAGAACAACAUGGCUCCUCAUCCAGCUAGAGACUUUGUUGUUUUAAGAUCAUGGAGAAGCAAUUUACCAAAAGGAGCCUGCAUACUACAGCUUAUAUCAGUCGACCAUGAACAAGCUCCUUUACUUGGAGUAAGAGUCAAUGUACUUCAGUCCAAAUACCUCAUUGAGCCUUGUGGCACGGGAAAAUCCAAGCUUACCUACCUGUGCAGAGCGGAUCUGAGGGGCCACAUGCCAGAAUGGUACAAUAAAGUUUUUGGACAGUUAUGUGCUGCAGAGGUAGUUAGGAUUCGAGACUCCUUUAUCAAUCCACAACCAGAAAGCAAUAACGGGAAGUCAAGGUGACAUCGCACAAUUGUCUCGACAAGGUUCCCAAGAAAGUGAAAUGAAAGAUGUCGGGGCAAAAUGGAAGAUCCCAGACUUAUGAAAGUUGCUUGGAAAAAAAGUCAAAUCCAAGAAAUGAAGCUGCUUUUGUCUUUUAUGGUGCUUAGUGCCAUGGACUAGAAUUCAUCAGCCUUUAGGCUUCCAUCGUAUAUCAUCCUAUAUGUGUUAGUACAUAUCAAUUGACUGCUUCUGAGAAGCAAGAGGAUUUUAUUGGAAAGUAUGUAUUGUUAAAAUAAUGCCACAUUCCUAUAUGCAGUUAUCUUGUAUAUUGUCGUUGUGUUAAUUAUUAAGCAUACUGAGGGACUGGUGUAUCCACUGGAAUAAUUGGUACUUACGCUUAUUUGCAUAUCUAUAAACUUUUUAUGUUCAGAAGAGAAAUAUUUGCACAGUGAACAUGUGUGAAUGUGUGUCCCCCUUGUGAAUUGAGUCCAGUCAUCUAGUGUCUGGUACACUGAUGGAUUACUUGUAAUGGUUUUAAUCUCAGGUUUCGUUGUAAUGGUUAGAGUUAUGAAAGUGGUCAAACUAAUCCUUUCUGUAUGACACAAGUCUGAUGCACAUUUGCUAAUUGCUGUUUUAAAUUUCAUCUCGGGUUCCCUUGCCUGAGCCGUCUUGCUGUUCCAUAUUAGGACUGUGAACGCUCUUUAAAUUGCAUAUACCAAAUAACUUGAACUGACUUUUUUAUUUUUUCAUUGCACAAUAAACCCAUACUUUCCAACAUUUAAACUAAGUGGAACCAUGCUUACCUUGGGUUUAUUAACUUAGUUAAUGAAGUAACGCAGAGUGCAGUUAUCCACAGAAGCCAUUUAGUAUAUAUAAUUUAAGUCUUCUGAUAGGAAUCUGAAAUCUUAUUGUUUGCCAAGUGUCACUGGGCUCUACACAUUAUUAUUAUUAUUAUUGCUUUAGCACACUUUUUAUAUUUGAAUAGGCAGCCAGCCUCCAUGCAAUUCCAUAUUUAAUUAGCCUGAAUUAUUUAUCUCUGGCCAUUUAGGAACACAGUUCAUCUUUCUUGGCAUCCAGGAAGUGAAAGAUCUAUGGUUUCUUAGCAACAUUCUCAACUAUGUGUUGUAAAACCCAAGUUCCUGGUGGCACUCGGGUGUCUAUGGUUUCACUGAAGCCUGUUUAACUGAUCCGAGGUUCUGGUAUUGGUUUUAACUUACAAAACCCCCAUGCUGACUUAGGACACUUAGACAUAAGUCUAACUCCUACCAAACCUUAGUUUUAAUAGUAUGUGUCCCCAUUGAGGAGCUGCCUCUUCACAUCUUGACAGGUGUCCCAACAAAUGGGAGUAAGUCUCUCUAAGCCUUGGUUCACACUGCUGCGACUUGAGAUCUGACUUGUGAGACCCCAAGUCGUAUGACGUGAAAUCCGCUGUUGAUCAAUGAGAGAUGUCUUAAUUGGCACUACUGAAGUCACUUUAGAAAAAGUUUCUGUACUACUUCAAGGCGAUUUCCAUCCGCCCCUGUGCCCAUUGACUUCAAUGGAAGUUGGAUUCUCAUCUAUAUUGAUGUGAUUUGGAUCUGACGUUACAGGAUGAUUUCCCAGGCAUUCCCUGAACGUCACAUUAAAGUAGUACUCGAGUCACCUGUCAGUCGCACCAUGAAUUUCAGGUCACAUAAGUUCCGAACCUUGAAGAGACACGGGCUGCAAUAACAAGUUGAGAGGUUUAAAAAAAAAAUGUUUUUUUUUUUUAGCAAAGCAGAGAACCAUAAAUUGUGAACUAGUCCAUUUAUUGUUUUUUGUAUCCCCAUGUGGGAGAUUUUCUUUCCCUUACUGUCCUGACUGCUGUAAAAGGAAAAAAAAAUCCCCAGAGUGGGAUUUAAAGAAGGAAUUGCAGCACUUUUAAAAAUCUGCUGGCUUAUAAGGGGUUAAGUCCACCAAGAUGUAUGCUACCUUAUGGUCUGAUCUCUUUUAAUAAUUUAAAUUUUCUACCGAGCGUCAGGUGUACAGCUGUUGCUAUGCUCCCGAUGCUCUGACAGGAAAGAUGUGGCUGCUGUGAGACUGCCUGCCCUUCUGCUUAUUAUUCACAGAAUACUUUGAAGAGGAGGGGCAAGAAGCUGCAGUUGACAAUGUAGCUGCUGUAAAGGACCAGUGUUGGAAUGCUAAAAGUGGAACUAUAGCUGUUCUCCUGGCGCUCAGUAAUAAUGUAAGAUGCAAAUAAAAGAGAGACGUCCACGAGGUGACAUACGCCUUCUUAGACUUGAUGCAUUAUAAGCCAGCAACGUGGAAGUGUGUCAAAUCCUAGAAUUUUGAUUUAAAAUUGAACAGCUUACACUGUUCCAUGUGCAUUAUCAACAGAUAUGCAUUUCCACAUGCUGCUAUUGUCCUCAAUAGGUGUAUGGGCAAUACACAUCACCAAAGUAGGUCUAUGUGACUGAACACCAUUUAAAACUAUGGCUUAAAUGGGUACAUACAUUGGCAAGUGUUAAAAUGCAUACAUGUGAAUAGGUCAGUUACAUUUUUGCAUGGAUGUUGGCAAGUAUGGGUAAAGCAUAAGAAAAAGCUCAUUAUCUAUUUGUAUGAGGUAAACGUUUUUUUGUGCUAAAAUUGGGCUCAACAAGGCAAAGGUUUAUUCAGAAUAGAGUUGGACAUGUCCCGGAGUAAGGUAGGCAAUACCCAAGAUACAUUUUGGCGACCUUUUAAAUAUUUGUAAGCCUUUUCUAUAGCUGUAGUUUGUCAGUAGGAGCACAUGAUAUUCCCUAGUUCAUCAUAAAUGCCUAUUGGCCUUCAGAUAGGCCAUGCUGGCUUGUGAGUGCUAUACUCCUUUCUUAUCUCCAAUUUUAGAUACUUUUAUGGGGUUGCUUGUGUUAAUAGCGGCUGUAGUUGCUAAUCUGAAAUAUAACUUUUAACGUGCAGCAAAUACUGGGGUAGCGGAGGGCUAAAUGAAGUGGUGGGAGGAGGCUCUGGAUGUGGGAGGAGCCACUGAGCUAAAUUGUACAGGUAGAAGAGGAAUGUUGAAACUUUAAGGUUAUUUAAUUGUAUGAAGACUGAACAGAGAACCUUGGUGAAUGAAAGUUGUUGCAAGACGUGUUUUUACCGUUGUCAGUAUUAAUUGAAAUGCUUUUUAAUGAAGAAUUUUGUUUUAUGUAAUGAGCAAAAUAAUAGUGUUUUCAUUAUCAGUGUUUCUAUAUAUAUAUAAUAAAUAUCUAAACCUUGUAUAGGCCUUGUAAUAUUUUUGACUGUAUAAAAGCCUCACUGUACAUACCACUUUAAUGUUAUGUGUAAUGUUCAUUAUAGUAAAUGCAUGGCAAACGUAAUUAUUUAAGAUAUACAUGUAUUUAUACCUCAAAUAUGUUUCAUUUUUGUACCUGGAUACAUUCCCUCAAUUUUAAAUAUGCUAAACAUGGUAAACAUUAAAGUGAAAGAGCAUAGAGAAUAGAUUUAUAUCUUGAUGCAUAUGUCUUUAUAAAAUAUAGCCAAAUGCACUAUUAAAUGUCUCAAAAGAA
Molecule: messenger RNA, 8268 nt
Organism: Rana temporaria (common frog)
Lineage: Eukaryota; Metazoa; Chordata; Amphibia; Anura; Ranidae
Gene: DLC1
Product: DLC1 Rho GTPase activating protein
Exons: 18
Coding region: 236-4786 (1516 amino acids)
Biological process (GO): actin cytoskeleton organization; regulation of Rho protein signal transduction; signal transduction
Cellular component (GO): membrane raft; focal adhesion
Molecular function (GO): lipid binding; protein binding; GTPase activator activity
Source: RefSeq, a predicted model, not a curated record